Messenger RNA from Poecilia reticulata (guppy), 2688 nucleotides. The record is from RefSeq and is a predicted model, not a curated record. Lineage: Eukaryota; Metazoa; Chordata; Actinopteri; Cyprinodontiformes; Poeciliidae.
GAGAGAGGGAGGGAGCCAGAAGGAGCGAGACAGAGAGAGCGAGAGAGCAAAAAGGGAGGGGAGUUUAAACUAAGUGCUAUGUUUUGGGACAGGCUAAUCUGCUAGCGAGCAGUGUGAGGAUCGGAGCGUAUUGUGUGAGCCAGUGUGCGGGGGACAGAUAAGGGAGCCAGCCAGCCCGACCCACAGACCUACCGACUGCCUGCCUUUAAUGUGCUGACUCUGGGGAGAUUUUAAAAGACAGCGUAUUGACUCCUCAGACGCGUGUUUGUGCGUGCGCACCGGAGACCCUGGGCUCAAACGCCUCCAACUAACAGCCACAGCCAAGCCAGAAGUGCAUCAGCAGACAAGGGAGCGAAAGAAACAUCUAAAAAAAAAAAAGAAAAAAACAACUAACCCAAAAACAGGACUGAAAAAUUACAACUCCCAAAUCAAAAAUUAAAGAGGAUUUUUUUUUAUACAUAUCCUCUUCUUUUUUCAAUUGAUUUGAUUUUUUUUUCUUUAUUUUUCUGUGUUCCCGGGACAGAGAGAGACUGACUCCCGAUUCUGAAGAAGAAAUCAGGAGGGAGCAGAGAAACUCAAGCGAAUCCAAAAGAAAAAAAAAAGAAAAAUUAAAGGACAGAAAACCUCAUCAUCGAAUCUGAACAUGUUUGAAAUAAGCCGAACACUCAACGCUGCUUUGUUGAGCAACGAGCAUCUCAAGAUGAUGGCGAGGUACGGGCAGCUCUCGGGACUGGCAGCCAGUGGCGUGGGCUCCGUCCCCGAGACGCACUCGCCGCUAUUUUCCAGGGAUCCCCUGUCAUCGCCCGCCCAGAUGGGCUACAGGUCACCCCUGGGGUCGACAGAGACACAGUGGCGUCAAGCAGAGCUCCCACAGCUCCAGGGCUGGGCAGAGAAGGGAUUGCUGACACAGCCAAAGAUGAUCAUCAGUAACAUGGAGGCUCCGGUGACAAACGGCCCCAGCGGUGGAGGCAACACAGCCAACGGCCCGACCACCAACAGCCGUGGCUGCCCCUCGCCCAUGCAGACCGGUCCGACAAACGACGACAGCAAGACGAACCUCAUAGUGAACUACCUGCCCCAGAACAUGACCCAGGAGGAGUUCCGCAGCCUGUUCGGCAGCAUCGGCGAAAUCGAGUCCUGCAAGCUAGUUCGCGAUAAGAUCACAGGGCAGAGUCUUGGCUACGGCUUCGUCAACUACAUUGACCCAAAGGAUGCAGAGAAAGCCAUCAACACAUUAAAUGGACUCAGACUUCAAACGAAAACAAUCAAGGUGUCGUAUGCACGGCCCAGCUCAGCCUCCAUCCGUGACGCCAACCUGUAUGUGAGCGGCCUGCCCAAGACCAUGACCCAGAAGGAGCUGGAGCAGCUUUUCUCCCAGUACGGACGCAUCAUCACCUCCCGUAUCCUUGUCGACCAGGUCACAGGCCCCGCAGGUGGCUCCCGAGGUGUGGGCUUCAUCCGCUUUGAUAAGAGGAUAGAAGCGGAGGAGGCCAUCAAGGGCCUGAACGGCCAGAAACCUUCUGGUGCUGCAGAGCCAAUCACGGUCAAGUUUGCCAACAACCCAAGUCAGAAGACCAGCCAAGCCCUCCUGUCGCAGCUCUACCAGUCACCCAAUCGCCGAUACCCCGGCCCCCUCCACCACCAGGCUCAGAGGUUCAGGCUGGACAAUUUGCUUAAUAUGGCCUAUGGCGUAAAGAGGUUUUCCCCCAUCACCAUUGACAGCAUGACGAGCCUGGUGGGCAUGAACAUCCCCGGGCACACAGGCACCGGUUGGUGCAUCUUUGUGUACAACCUGUCCCCGGACUCGGACGAGAGCGUGCUCUGGCAGCUGUUCGGCCCGUUCGGCGCCGUCAACAACGUCAAGGUGAUCCGUGACUUCAACACCAACAAGUGCAAAGGCUUCGGCUUCGUCACCAUGACGAAUUACGACGAGGCGGCCAUGGCCAUCGCCAGCCUCAACGGCUACAGGUUGGGCGACCGCGUCUUGCAAGUCUCCUUCAAGACUAACAAGACACACAAGUCCUGAACUCUCGACAGGCAGAAGCAGAUGCCCCGCGACUUUGUCUGCUCUAAAUUUGCCCCCCCCGCCCCAACCCUUCCCCUCCACUCGUCCCUUAGGUCCCUCCAACCACCGCCACCCUCCUACAGCCAUCCAACACAGCAGAAUCAAACUCCUGGAACAGAAAGCAGCCAACAAACCAUCUAACAAAUUGAACUAGAAAUGGCUUAUAUUAUAACUUUGGACCUAUAAGCCAAUGUUGCCUGAGUAUUACAAAAAUUAAAUGAUGAAAAUAUUGACGAGUUUUUUCGAAGCUCCUGUGAUAAUGCAGGCUUCUCUUUAUUGUAUAUUCUUUUCGUUUGUUGUGGUUGUUAAAAAUUUUUUCUCUUCUGUGUAAACAGUAGCAAAUCCCCGUAUUUCAGAGAAGAGGUCGUCCUUUUUAAGAUCGGAACCUUCUCUCUGUCUUUGAUUCAGGAUUUAAUUUUCUUUUGUAAAUCCGGAUCCACUGUCGUUAGUAUUAUAUACCUCCCCUGUCAAUGAAAGGGAGGGGGCUCUUUUUUAAAUUGGUAAAACCAUUCAUUCAUUUGUAGCGUGUAUUUAAAAACGUCCCCUUAUUGAUUUUAGAUGGGAUUCUAUGAUCCCCUGAAACUCAGAUGUAGAAAAGAAGAAAAAAAAAAAAAAAAAAAAAA